Messenger RNA from Cherax quadricarinatus, 1298 nucleotides. Lineage: Eukaryota; Metazoa; Arthropoda; Malacostraca; Decapoda; Parastacidae. The record is from RefSeq and is a predicted model, not a curated record.
CUCCCUUUGUAGGUAUCACAUGAUGAUGUGCCUGAAGAGCUUUGGUAGUGACAACCCCUUGUUGAAGUACACAGUGGAUCACUCAAUCAGGAUGACAGACACCCAGAAGAAGCUGGUUGAAGAGACACUGAAACUCCCGAACGGAGCAAUGAUGGGUGCGCCUGAAGUGCUGCAGCUCAGUGCAAACCUCAUCCAAGUCAUUGGUGCCAAGAAGGUACUGGACGUAGGGGUGUUCACUGGUGCCAGUGCUCUCUCCGCCGCCUUGGCACUCCCUUCUGAUGGUGAAGUCCAUGCCCUUGAUAUCAGCGAUAACUACACUAAAAUUGCAAGAAAGUACUGGGAAGAAGCUGGAGUGAGUCACAAGAUCCAGCUACACAUCGCUGCUGCUGCUGACACACUCCAGAGAUUCAUAGAUGAGGGUCAGGCUGGCACCUUUGACUACGUCUUCAUCGAUGCUGACAAAGUCAACUACGACCGCUAUUUUGAGCAGUGCCUCGUGCUGGUGCGCUCGGGAGGUAUCGUAUCCUUCGACAACACACUGAGGUCUGGUAAAGUGCUUGAUCCUGAGGACCAGACGCAUGACACUCUGGCAAUCAGGAAUCUCAAUGUGAAACUCAGAGAUGACAACCGCAUCAACAUCUCCUUCCUCAACAUUGGCGAUGGCUUCACCUUGUGCUUUAAAAAGUAAGGCCUGCAGUCAUCAACAGUCUGAUUGUGCAGAAACCAGGAAGGUACAUCUGACCUCAACCCUUCUCUGUGUUGAACACUCCUCACAGCUUUAGUGUUUCAUGAAAUUCUGUACAGUCCAUAACAUGUGAUGACACCAUGAGCUACACAAAUAAUUAUAUCAUUAAUGUAUUGUUAUAUCAAAUCCUUACUAGUAGCCUUCAGGUCUUUUGACCAUUUCAAACCUGAAUAAUAGGAUAGUUUCUAGUUUGGAAACUGUCAUAAGAUCCAUAUCAAGUAAAUAUCUAGAUAAUGAGGUGAUGAGGAAGGGAAAAAAAUUUUUUUAUUAACACAUCGGCCAUGUCCACCUAGGCAGGGUGACCCUAAAAACAAGAAACACUUUCAUCGUCAUUCACUCCAUCACUGUCUUGCCAGAGGUGUGCCUACACUACAGUUAAAAGACUGCAAUAUAUCUCCACACCUCCUGGGUAUAUACACUGUAAACAAACCAUACUACAGUUGGGGUUUGAACCCACAGUCAUAGAGUCUCAAAACUCCAGACCGUCACGUUAGCCACUGGGCUAGCUAGCUUCAUAAGAUUCAUCCAACUAGGUGUAUUUCUAUACCAUAGG